AUGCCCAUUUCGCACCCUCAGACAACGGGGUUAGCAUUCGACGAGCAGUUCAACGCGCCCGAUGCAGAUAUCAUCAUACGCUCAUCCGAUGGCGUCAACUUUGCUGUAUACAAACACAUCCUGCAGUUAGCCUCACCUGCGCUCCGCGACAUAAUAUCCCUAUCGACGUCUCCCCCUUCGUCUCUCCCCGUCGCGGACAUACCCGAGGAUCAGGUGUCCACGCGCAUGCUGCUACAGUUCUGCUACCCACGCACGGUCUGCCCAGAGCCCGAACUCCUCGGGAUGAACCAAGUCGAGCGCGCGGCAGAUCUUGCGCAAAAGUAUGGUAUUCGCAUCAUACGAGAGGCGGCCAAAGCGGCGCUCGUGGCUCUGGCGGCCACUCCCAGCGCCUCGAAGCCCUACACAGUGGCACUUCGGUACGGGUACACGGACAUACUGCGCCCGAUCGCCCGUCGCCGUUGCUCGUUACUUCCCGAGCCCGACAAGAAGGGGCGGGAUGCCAGAAGUAGUAGUGACCUCAGCGCCGAUCCGAGUCGCUUCCUGGAAUGCCUCGACGCCACAGGAUCAGACAUCCUCGGGCGGUUCAGAAGUGCACUCUCGGCCGCAUGCGCGGAUCUCCUUCGCGCGGGCUCUUCUCGCGAGCAUCCCAUUUCCUGGAUCAGAUACGACGAGGUCUACGAGGAGGCGCUCUCGUACACGCGCGACAGGCCCGAUAUCCGCUGUACGUGCGAGAAAGUGCCGCUCUGGAUUCACGUCCUGGUUAUGACGCCAGACAGCUGGGACGAACGCCCGGCGUGCAAGGAUAUCCGGGGCUGGUGGUGGUCGUACGUGCGGGAGAUCGUCACGGCCAUCCAGAAGCAGAGCGGCAAUGGUUCGUUAGAAUACACUGUCAACACGGCACGUGCGAAUGCGGUGAAGCAAGCGACGCUGUGCGCGCGGUGUCGACGGGACAUAGAGAAGAUCAUGAGCAUACUGGAGAUCCCCACGAAGAUGAACUUGAUGAGCGAGAUCAAUAAGCGCGUUGAAGAGAUCCCGCUCGAGACGACGCUGCCGGACUCGAAGUGA
This is a messenger RNA of Peniophora sp. CBMAI 1063, 1065 nucleotides long. The record is from the annotation of a GenBank genome assembly. NCBI's taxonomy places the organism in Eukaryota, Fungi, Basidiomycota, Agaricomycetes, Russulales, Peniophoraceae.